AGCACGAGACACACGAAAACAGGAAACCGGAAGAGAUUUCCCAGACUGUGGCUGUUUGUCGCAGAUGUAAGGAUGGCGUCAGCAGUGGAGAGGACAGAUGAUCUUGUGCGUGAAUAUUUAAUAUACCGCGGAUUUACAAGCACUCUCAAAUAUCUAGACACCGAAAUCAAAGUGGACAAAGAUAAAGGGUUUCGAGUGGAUAAAAUUAUCGAACAGCUUCUGCAGUUCAUUCAGAACUACGACCUUGUUGGACUGAAAGAAUAUUGGGGCUACCUGGAUCACAGACUCUUCAGCCGUUUAGAGGAUGUUUACAGACCCACUGUUAACAAACUGAGGACAAGCCUGUUUCGUUACUAUCUUGUGUACACUGUUCAGACAAAGAAUGUGGAGAAGACACAAGAGUUUUUCCAGAAACAGGCUCCUGAUCUUCAGGGCCAGGUAGAUUGGCGUGAUUGGUUCAUCCUUCCGUUUAUUUCCUCCCCAGAGCAAAAUCCGAGCUUUUCCCCUUAUUUUUCUCGCCAAUGGGCUGAUACUUUCCUCGUUUCUCUUCACAACUUCCUCAGUGUUCUUUUCCGGUGUAUGCCCCAGCCUGUGCUUCUAAGUUUUGAUGCUGAAGUUCAGAGAAGCACCAGCCUCCAGGAGGAGAAUGAACAACUGCGCCAAAUGUUAUUUGCACUUCAAGGAGAAUCAAGGCCAAAAAAAGCAGAGGAGAUGCUGCAUCACAAACUCCCUGCUUAUGUCCAGCACAUGGACCGACUUGGAGAUACAGAGCUGGACUUGGUGUCGAGUCAGCGUGUUGUAAACCCCACCACUCCUUCAAGGAACUUCUUCUCCUUUUUGCCUCAGGGCAGAAGAGCCCCAGUGCGAACACCUCAGGGAACAUCAAGCUCCUCCCCCACACAGGCGACUCUCGGGAGGAAGGAAACCUCGGCCAGUCAGGCAGCAAAGAUAAAGGACCCCACAGCCUCAAAAGACAUCAAGAUGGUUGCUACUGCUGCUGCAUUAGCAGACACGGGUACAAGGCAAAAGAGGCAGAUGGAUCAUGAGAAGGAAAGGAAAGAACUUUUCUUCAAACAAGCAGCACAGAACUCUGAAAAGAAAUUUGAGAUUUCUGAGGUCGAGGGUCAAACCGAGGGCCAGUGCGAAACAAAUUACUCCCCAACCAAUCAGGCUCAGGCAAGCAGUGAAGGCGGCGGGUCCGGAGCUGAGCAACCGUUUAUCAGACUUAGUCAGGAGGAGUAUGGAGAGCAUCACUCUUCCAUCAUGCACUGCAGAGUCGACAGCUCAGGUAGAAAAGUGGCGAGUCUGGAUGUGGAUGGUGUUGUGAAGGUUUGGUCCUUCAACCCCAUUAUGCAGACGAAAGCUACUAUUAUGUCCAAAUCUCCCCUGCUCUCACUGGAAUGGGCUACAAAACCAGACAGACUGCUGCUGCUGGGUAGUGGGGUUGGCACAGUGAAGCUUUAUGAUACAGAAGCUAAGAAAAAUCUGUAUGAAAUGUCCAUAGAUGAAACUUAUACACGAAUACUAUCACUGGCCUGCAGUCCCAGUGGAACUUCGUUUGUGUGUUCAGCAGCAGCUCCUGUGGCUCGUUCAUGCGGCAUGUCAGAAAUGGCACCACGUCUGACGCAGCCCAUCGCUGGACAACUGCUGCUCUGGGAUACUAAGACUGUCAAACAACAGCUGCAGUUUGCCCUGGAGCCAGGGCCUGUGGCUGUAAACUGCAUUGCGUUCAACCACAACGGAAAUCUUCUGGUAACUGGAGCUGCUGAUGGCAUAAUACGUCUGUUCGACAUGCAGAGGUAUGAAAGUGUUAUGAGUUGGAAAGCUCAUGAUGGUGAAGUGUACAGUGUUGAGUUCAGCUAUGAUGAAAAUACCGUCUUCAGCAUUGGAGAGGAUGGCAAGUUUAUUCAGUGGAAUAUACACCGCUCUGGAGUGAAACAAUCAGAGUACUCGUUAUCUCAGGAUGCUGUGGGACCAUUUGUGCUGUCUGGCUACAGUGGUUAUAAGCAGGUCCAAGUUCCUCGUGGACGACUUUUUGCUUUCGAUUCAGAGGGUCAACAUGUCCUCACCUGCUCCAGUACUGGAGGACUCAUUUAUCGGCUGAAUAAAGGGGACGCAGGUCUGGAGAGUGUCUUGUCUUUGGGAGGACAUAAAGCUCCGGUGGUAACGGUGGACUGGUGUUCAGCUGUGGACUGUGGAACCUGCCUUACAGCAUCGAUGGACGGCAAAAUCAAACUGAGCACGCUCCUUGCACAGAAACCCUAAUCAGAAAAAGAGAUUAUAUUGUUCAUCACUGCAAUUAUCUUCUUAUUGUAGCACCUUUUUAUUUUCUGUCUGCUUCUCGUAGCUUGGUAGGACACUCUUGACUGAUUCUACACUGAUCUAGUCUACUUCUUUUACUUUUAUUACUGUUUAAAUAUGCAGUUCUGAUUACUUGAUUCUAAAUGUAUAUUUCUUAAACGAAACUUCAUCAUAUUUGUAGUAAUAUAACUUAAAUUGUGGUAAAGGUGAUCAUUAGGCCAUAAGGUUGUAGCAUAUGACAUACGUUAUAUUUCCUUCUCACUGGACCAUUCCGGUGUUUCCUGUGGAUGUGGUUAAAGUCAACCUAGGUGAGGUCACUACUUUUAGGGUAAUAAAUGUUUCAUGACAGGUUAAAGAUGAUCAGUUCAUUUGCACUGACUUUUGUAAGGGGCCAAUUAUAUAAACUUACAGCGCUUGACAGACAUACUUGUACAAAGUGACUUACGUUUCCUUUAUUUGUAUGCAACUAAGCUGUUGAGAGUUGAGGGCCUUGCUCAAGGAUAUAAUGAUGACCGUGCUAAGAUUUGAAUUCACCAUAUUCUGAUCAGUAAUCCAAUGAUUAAUCACUGAACGACAUCUGCCAAGUAGACCCACACUAUACUAGCAAACUGCCCCUCUCGCAGUAUGGGGCAAACAUUCAGGUCAUGCCAAGGCCAUGGUAAAGGAUAUCUCUUUCGACCAGGACGCUUUUCAUGUCUGUCUACUCAUGGUUCUGGUUUUUGCACUGCUGGCCUCUCAUACCAUCUUUUGUCAUUGGCUUUUUCACUGCACCAUAAUUCUAUACUGCAUUAUCCCUCUCUGUGUUGUUGUAAACAGAGAGUUCCUGCUUCUUCCGAUGUAAAUAUUACCAGUAUUAACUUACUUAGUUUUCUGAAGAGCAGUUUAUUUCCCCUAACCUAUCAUAUUAAUAAACAAAUAUGCAUU
Messenger RNA from Clarias gariepinus (North African catfish), 3225 nucleotides. It is a transcript of the gene wdr91, whose product is annotated as WD repeat domain 91. The transcript has 16 exons. Bases 73 to 2265 code for a protein of 730 amino acids. NCBI's taxonomy places the organism in Eukaryota, Metazoa, Chordata, Actinopteri, Siluriformes, Clariidae. Gene Ontology annotation, biological process: early endosome to late endosome transport. Gene Ontology annotation, molecular function: protein binding; phosphatidylinositol 3-kinase regulator activity. The record is from RefSeq and is a predicted model, not a curated record. Gene Ontology annotation, cellular component: late endosome membrane; early endosome membrane; extrinsic component of endosome membrane.